AUGGCGUCAAGAAAGACCGAUAAUCCUCAAUACGGCGACGGUGCCAGUCCCGGGAAAAUCUUCAUAGGAGGGUUAGCCAAAGAUACAACCCUAGAAACGUUCGUGAAAUACUUUGAAAGAUAUGGAGAGAUAACAGAUUCUGUUAUCAUGAAGGAUCGACAUACUGGUCGACCCAGAGGGUUUGGGUUCAUUACUUAUGCGGAUCCUUCUGUUGUUGAUCAAGUUAUUCAGGAGAACCACAUCAUCAACGAUAAGCAGGUUGAAAUUAAGAGGACCAUUCCAAAGGGUGCAUCACACACUAGUGACUUCAAAACUAAGAAGAUUUUUGUAGGUGGUAUUCCAGCAGCAGUAUCUGAAGAUGAGCUCAAGAGUUUCUUCUCUAAGCAUGGAAAUGUCGUGGAGCACGAGAUAAUACGUGACCACGCCACUAAAAGAUCUCGUGGAUUUGGCUUUGUAGUGUUUGAUAAUGAUAAGGUUGUGGAUACUUUGUUAGCUGAUGGGAACAUGAUUGAUAUGGAUGGUACUCAGGUUGAGAUCAAGAAAGCUGAACCAAAGAAAUCCUCAAGUUCAGCUUCUUUUCCUCCAUUUGGUAGUGACUCUAGGUCACGUUCUUACAAUGAUGGUUUUGGUGGAUUUGGUGAUUCUUAUGGAGGUUUUCCCGGUGGAGGUUAUGGCCCUGCAUCUUAUAGGUCACUUGGAGGUUACACUGCUAGGCUUAGCGAUUAUGGUGGGUAUGGAGGUGGAGAUGAUUUCAGUGGUGGUUUUGGAGGUUACGGGGGCAGUGGUGGUGCUGGUGGUUAUGCAGGCUAUAGAGGAGAAUCAUCAUUUGGCUACUCUGGCCGCUAUGGGUCGUACAUGGGUGGCCUUGGUGGUGGAUAUGGUGGUAGUGGGUUAGGCCCAUAUGGGAGAGGUGGAGCGGGCUAUGGAAGUUAUGGUGGUUCAGGCAAUGGUGGAGGUUAUGAAUCUGGCCCUAGUGCUGGUUUUGGUGGAACAGGAGGACUCUAUUCUAGUAGGGGAGGAUAUGGGGGCGGUAAUAGGUACCAUCCUUACACAAGAUAG
Molecule: messenger RNA, 1059 nt
Organism: Lathyrus sativus (Indian pea)
Lineage: Eukaryota; Viridiplantae; Streptophyta; Magnoliopsida; Fabales; Fabaceae
Source: the annotation of a GenBank genome assembly